This is a messenger RNA of Cherax quadricarinatus, 905 nucleotides long. The record is from RefSeq and is a predicted model, not a curated record. NCBI's taxonomy places the organism in Eukaryota, Metazoa, Arthropoda, Malacostraca, Decapoda, Parastacidae.
UACUUCCAGACCUACAGCCUGUUCCAGAUGGUGUUGAAAGACCAGUUGUAACUCCAGGUCUGAUUGAUGCAAAUUCACUUCUAGUGAAAGGAACCUGGACAAUUUUUUCUCUCGAAUGGAAUCCCAUCACUAAUGUUAAUUAUGGUAGCCUUAUGUAUGAAGUCAUCAUUGACAAUGGCAACAACAAAAAAGCAUUUCUCACGAAUGAAACUAUCAUUCCCUACGAAGAUGUACUGCCCCCGUAUUCUUCUCUCAAGGUAUCAGUAAGAGGCAUUACAGACUGGAGUGCAGGUACCCAGCUUUUGAAAAACCUUCAUACACCAGCACACUUACCCGAAGCGCCUCAAGACCUGCGGACAUUUGUACAUAAAGUUCAGGUUGCUGCAAUCAAUGAGAUGGGAAAAGGGCCUUAUAGUUUUGGAGUAACAGAAUCUCUCCAGCAGCACAAGCCAACUCCAUCUCUCCUCGUGGUCAGUGACAAGUCUCUUAUUAAGCUUGAUGCAGACCUUCAAGAGGAGGUGGAGGUAUUAAGUGAGAAUUCCAGAGUACAGUGGGCAACACCUUUACUAAAGAAUUCCUCCUUUGCAUGGAUGGAUAUGAAUUCAGAUAUAUAUUUAACUGACAUGAAGACAAACUCUACUGAGAGGCUUUUGCGGCUUAAUGAUCAAGGUGUUGGGUUGGCAGUAGACUGGAUUGGUGAAGUGAUUCUCUGGGCUGAAAGAGAGUCAGUGGCAUCAAAUGAAGUCAAGAUUAAGACUUUCAAUACUGACCAGAAAACUGAGACAUUGGUUACAUUAUUAAACAUAACAGGCAACAUCAAGAAAUUCUUACUGUCUCCAAUGACCAGUCAGGUGUUCCUGCUACAUGAUGGUCAUAAAGAUCUCCAGCUACUAAGUUGGCUCUCA